This is a messenger RNA of Acytostelium subglobosum LB1, 1311 nucleotides long. RefSeq lists its product as hypothetical. The transcript has 2 exons. Lineage: Eukaryota; Evosea; Eumycetozoa; Acytosteliales; Acytosteliaceae. Gene Ontology annotation, molecular function: transmembrane transporter activity. The record is from RefSeq and is a predicted model, not a curated record. Gene Ontology annotation, biological process: transmembrane transport. Gene Ontology annotation, cellular component: membrane. The coding region runs from base 1 to 1311 and encodes 436 amino acids.
AUGGUCGAUAUCCAAGCUGACAUUGCACAAUCAUCGAGUGAUGGAUUGGCGACAAGGUCACGACUGUGUGGCAGUGGUCCAGCGAGCAACAGCGAACAGAACAAUGGAGCAUUGGGAUUGGGAUUGGUCGAUCGCAAGUUGUUCAAACAGAAGAUCAAUGGAUUGUUGAUUGGUCAAUUGAUAUCACUAUGUAUCUGUGGCACUGGUGUAUUCAGUCAGUUGUUAUCGAUGAACUAUAACAUCAACAUACCAACAGCCCAAUCAUUGCUCAACUACAUUCUGCUAUCAUUCUACUCGAUCAUACUUUGGCGUCGUGGUACCCUCUGGCACAGCCUUCGCACCAAGUCCAUAUUCUUGCUGCCACUGGCAUUGUUUGAUGUCGAAGCCAACUAUGUUGCUGUCAAGGCCUAUCAAUAUACAACGAUCACAUCAGUCAUGUUGCUGGACUGCUUCACCAUCCCCUGUGUGGCAGUGCUCACACGUAUCUUCCUAAAGACACGUUAUACACUCAUUCAAAUUGUGGCCAUUGUCAUAUCUAUGGCUGGUCUAGUGAUCUUGGUCAUCUCAGACAUACUACAAGGUCAAGAUGCCAAUGGUGGUUCAAACCCAUUGCUCGGUGACAUGCUAGUACUUGUUGCAUCAGUACUCUAUGCCAUCUCAAAUGUCGGACAAGAGUACACAGUCAAGAGUUAUGACAAUGAGACCUACCUUGCCAUCAUCGGUAUCUACGGUACCAUCAUAUCUUCAAUACAACUCGCGAUAUUCGAAAGGAAUGAGUUGAGGACCAUGGUUUGGAGUGGACCCGUCAUUGGAUAUAUUGUUGGAUUCGCUAUCUGUUUGUUCACAAUGUACUCAAUCACUCCGUUUAUGAUGAGGAUAGCAGGUGCAACUUUGAUGAAUCUAUCAUUGCUCACCUCUGAUAUCUUUAGUGUGGUUGUGGCUAUAUUCCUAUUCCAUCGACGACUGGAUUGGCUCUACUUCAUGUCAUUCUUUGUAAUUGUAUCAGGUCUGGUCAUUUACAACUUAUCACAGCCACAUCCCAAAUCAUUAUUACUGCCCAAUCUGGAGGGUCUGGACAACAACGACGAGUCAUCAGCUGCGGAGGACGAUGACGAAGGAGAAGAUCCACUUAUUAUAUCAACUUAUAAUGGAACACCACCGCUGUCACAUCGCAAUGUCCCUGCUGCUAUUCUACAUUUACAAGACGAAGUUGUAAAUAAUGUCAAUGAUGACGAAGAUGCCUCCUCCUCAUCAUCCGACAUCCGCACAAAUCUGAUAGGCAACAAACAACAACAAUAUCAUCAGACUUAG